GUAUUCUUGUUUGCUUUUAGGCAGGAGGUGUAUUUCCCUCAGAUGCCACACUCCUUGUAUUGCAAUAUAUUUCUCAGUCCAAGUGAGGCAUGCAACCAUUAUGCACAGCUUUCAUCUGGAUCAAAUCCUUUUAAAGCAUCUAGAAUUCAAGCAGUCAGCACCUCACUGAAGCAGCAGAUUCUCCAAAGCUUGACAGGCAACAACUUAUUGGAAGCUUAUCAAUUGAUGUUAAUCAAAUCUGUAAUAGAGAAGAAAACUGACUGCCUAGCAGAUAUCUGGCACAUGUUCCAUUGCCAAGGUCCAGCUUUGGAGUACCUUAGACACUUGAAUAUUGCCAUGCAAGAGCUAGUGAAACACGCCCUCAAAGUGAUACAGGCUAGGGGUGCCAGAACUGCAGACGUCAUCAACAAAGAUGAGCAUGGAUUUGAUGGCAAGUCUUUGGGGAAGAUGAUGAAAGCUUACCAGCAGAAACUAGAGAGUGUUCUGGACAACAGCUGCACAUUUGCCCCUCAAAGCCUCUGGCUUGUUAUCAAAAGAAAAUUACAAUUAAUCACCGAAAGAACUCGAGUCUCCAAAGAGCUCAUUCUUUGUAUUGAGAAACAGACAAUUCGAGUUCUUGGGGAAGUUAAUAAUCUGCUAGAGCCGCUUCAAGCUUGGAUACUUAAGGAUAUGCACUGCAUAUGUAAUAAUGUUCAACAAGAGUUUAAGGCAAUGCAGACAGCAGCACAGUAGUGGCCAUGAUGUAUUGUGAGAGCAAACCACAUCCGAGGUCAUACAGGGAUACAAGAAGUUACAAAUAGUGUUCUUAGACUUGCAACUUGACAUUAGUGCUCAGAUUGGCGAUCAGUAAUCAAACGACUUAAGCACAUGCUCAGUUUGCUAUCAGUAAUUGAGCUACCUUUAGCAGAUGCUCAGUUUGUCUAUAAGCAGCUGAGCAUUCUCAGCAGAUAUAUAAUUGUUAAUCGAAUGGGCACCCUGAGCUCAUAUGAGUUUAGCUAUCAGCAAAUGAUCACACUCUCAGUUUGGCAUCAGUUUGGUAAAUGAGCUACCUUUAGCAGAUGCUCAAUUCGUCUAUCAGCAGCUGAGCAUUCUUGGUACAUAGUCUGUUAGUCAACAAAUGAGCACCCUGAGCUCAUAUUGAGCUUAGCUAUCAGCAAAUGAUCGCACAAUCAGUUUGGCUAACAGUAAAUGAGCUACACUUAGCAGAUGCUCAAUUUGUCUAUAAGCAGCUGAGCAUUCUCAGCUGGUACAUAGUCUGUUAUCGAAUGAGCACCCUGAGGUCAUAUUGAGUUUAGCUCUCAACACAUAACGAUCACACGCUCAGUUUAGCUACCAGUAAAUGAACAACCUGUGUAUAUGUUGAGUUUGACUGCAAGCAAAUGUGCACAUGACAAUAUGCUUAGUUUAGCGAUCAGCUAGUGAGUUCCCUGAUAAAAUACUCAGUUUUGCUAUCAGCAAAAAUGCAGUGUAAGCACACAAUCUGUUUGACUAUGAAAUGAGAACCCAGAACAUUUAACUACCAACAAAUAUGCAGCAUGAGCAUGUGCUCAGUUAUCACUGUCUGAAAACAAGCAAUUUCAGCACUGAUUAUCAAAUGAAAAUAUACAGAGAAUUAUUUAGGCAAUGAAAGUUCAGUACAGUAUUAAGCUUUGUCUACACUAUCAAAUUUUAUGUGACAAAAAAGUGUGAUGUGCCUAUAUAUGGGUACAAUGAUGUUGUAUCAUGUAUUAUUAAAUAGUAUAAAAAAAAGUUGAACAUGUUCAACUCUUAUGUUCCAUCACAUUUUAUGUGACAAUUUUUUGAUGAAAUUUGAUAGUUUAGACAAAGCUUUAGUGGCAUUGUGCAUGUUUUAGGCAAAAAAAAGGUUUCAUCAAUUUACUCAAUGAAUGAAAAGUUGCAAUGUGUGCAGUGAAUGAAUCUGUUUCCAAUAGUUCUGGAGUGUGUGCGGGCAACAGCAAAACCUUAUCGGAUGAUCCGAGAUAUGAAUGAGCAUCUAGGGACAUAGAUGGUUGCUUAAAGGGAGGUGCUUUGAAAGGGAGAAGCAAGAUCUGAAACUUGAUAUGCGAAUCAGUGAAACUCAAUAAAGCUGUGGUUUGAGAGUGGUGAUCUAUUAGUUCAGACGAUUUAGAAGAAAGCUUUGAAGCAGCAGUUCACUUGAAAGCCGGGGAGGGGGGAUAGUGCCCAUGAAGACGCUCUUUGAUUAAGUUAUUUAACUUUUGUAGAUACAAUGUUUUCAUAACUGCUUACAAUUUGUGUGCAAAUUAACUGUUGAGAGAAAAUCACUUCCAGAAAAUUUGCAUAGUUGUUUUUAAGCUUUGAAGUAGCAUUGACGUAAAAAGAACAUUAUGCCCUGGAUAAAAAUCGUGUGGACACUCAUCUUUAGUAA
Messenger RNA from Anneissia japonica, 2386 nucleotides. RefSeq lists its product as uncharacterized. Bases 43 to 732 code for a protein of 229 amino acids. The transcript has 5 exons. NCBI's taxonomy places the organism in Eukaryota, Metazoa, Echinodermata, Crinoidea, Comatulida, Comatulidae. The record is from RefSeq and is a predicted model, not a curated record.